AUGGAAGAAGGACCUUUGACAGAAAGCAUGAAGGUUCCAUCCCCAGCUACCUACCUAAGUCACAUGCGAUGCCCAUACAAAUACAAACAAAGACAAUGGCUCAGACAGCAGCUGUCUAACGUCUGUUAUCACAAGACAGAUUCCAUGGAUAAUAGUUACAGACCAGACAGAAUCGAAGAUCCCUGUCCACUCGACUCUGUCGAUUUAUUUCAUCUCGACGGAAUAGUCGAUUCAUGCGGAUGGAUUGAUAGUACUCCUAUGUACAUGACCCUCCCAGGAGUCAAGUCACAAAAACAUGCAAAUCCUCAAGCCAAUCAAUCCAUCCGACAAAACCCAACAUGCAAUGCAUGCUUUGCCAAACACGAAAAAGAGUGGAAACGAUGCUCGUGCAGGGUAUGCAAGGAACGACCAACUACGAAGACGAACAGCGCGCUGCGAACAGACAGACAGACAGACAGACAGAUAGAAAAAGAAAAAAGAAGCAUGGAUUACAUGUACAGCCAUGCAAGUAGUAAGGAUGAACACUAG
This is a messenger RNA of Rasamsonia emersonii CBS 393.64, 528 nucleotides long. RefSeq lists its product as uncharacterized. Lineage: Eukaryota; Fungi; Ascomycota; Eurotiomycetes; Eurotiales; Trichocomaceae. Bases 1 to 528 code for a protein of 175 amino acids. The record is from RefSeq and is a predicted model, not a curated record. The transcript is spliced from 7 exons.